AUGGCUGGGUCCCGAGAGGAUCCCGUCGAAUUGGGGAGCGACAUGGACGAAGAUGAAGCGCUACGCUAUGCUAUUGCCCUUUCACUCCAGGAACAAGAGGUACAGGGAGAGCAGAGUUCGCAGAUCCCGAGCGCCUCAACCUCGACAUCCCACCGGAACGGGACUGGCUCGGGCGGGGCUUCCUUGGGUUUGCUUUCGCUUGAUCGCAAGAAGAUGGAAGAGGAAAGGUUGCAGAGGUUAGCCAAGCGGCGCCGCUCGCCAGAGGACGCAGGAAAUGUUGGCGAGGUCCCGCCUGCAAAGAGGAUGGCACCAUCCGAACCUUCCAGGACUGUAACCGCAACGGCAACGGCACCUGAAUUACCAAGCUUGGUUUCCUAUCCCAAAGGUGCUAUCAAAAGAACUUGGGCUAAAGGGUACCCGCGGACUUCCGAUGAUAUCAAGAUCGAAGAGGUGUUUCAAAAGGACAAGUUGGAGCUUGCUCUUCUAAGCUCGUAUCAGUGGGAUGAUGAAUGGCUCAUGUCCAAAAUCGACACGAGAAAGACCAAGCUAAUGCUCCUGGCAUUCGCCGACAGUGAAGCCCAGAAAUCAGAGAUGCGAUCGAAUGCGCCACCGGGCAUCAAGUUCGUCUUCCCGGCAAUGAAUGGGCCUGGGGCCAUGCAUUCCAAGCUUCAGUUGCUAAAGUACCCUGGCUAUCUUCGAGUUGUGGUCCCAACUGCCAACCUCGUCCCCUAUGAUUGGGGGGAGACUGGCGUCAUGGAGAACAUGGUUUUCCUGAUCGACCUCCCUCGUUUAAAGGACUCCUUGACUUAUCGGCCAACCGAUUUCAGCACCGAGCUCGGCCGAUUCCUGUCAGCAAGUGGUGUUGGUGAGGGCAUGCACCUUGGCUUUGUGUACACCAUCCCUGGUGGACAUCAAGGAGAUUCCUUAAAGCGAAUAGGAUACAGCGGGCUGGGCACCACUGUGGCUGCUCUCGGGCUAGCCACUGACGAACCAAUUGAAGUGGAUUUUGUCGUGGGCCGAACGGGCGCAGCCUCCAAAAAUAAGGCGUCAAACCCGUGGCAAGAGAAGCUAAAGGACCGUUUCCGAAUAUAUUUUCCGACGGAUGAGACAGUUGUCAGAAGUCGAGGUGGGCGUAAUGCUGCGGGUACCAUCUGUGUCCAGCCCAAAUGGUGGCGCUCGCCAACUUUCCCCACUGAGCUGGUGCGGGACUGUGUUAACACCAGAGAUGGGCUCCUGAUGCACAGCAAGAUGAUCAUGGUAUCACAGACGCAAGCGGGAAGUCAAUUGCAAACGCGUCCGCAAACGCGACCGGAGCCGCGACACCACAACUCAGGGCCGGCUAGUAGCAGUACCGCGGAGCCGAAAACGGAAGAGAUGUCUCUUGGCUGGGUCUACAUUGGCAGCGCAAAUCUGUCAGAAAGCGCAUGGGGCCGCAUUGUCAAGGACCGAGCGACAGGACAGCCAAAGAUGAGUUGUCGCAAUUGGGAGAGCGGUGUUGUAGUGCGAAUUAGCAACCCCAAAAACAGCAGCACCGUCUCCGCCAGCUUCAGCACCAGCGCCAGCGCCAGCGCCGGUGCCAGUUCCAGCACCAAGGUCAAGGCGGCAGAGGGCCAGGCACGGUCAUCGGUGCGGGCGGGGAAGAUAUCGGGGGAGCCGGACAAGGGAUGUGUUACGAGCCAACAUAAUCAUUACCACUACCAGAUGCAGAAGCAGAAACAGAAACAGGAGGAAGGGCUCACGGACACAGAUGCAAAAGCAGAUUCAGACAUGAUGAGCGGCACUGUUUUCGAGGGCACAGUCCCAAUACCAAUGCGACGACCAGGUCGACGCUAUCGUGAGGGUGAAGAGCCCUGGUUUUACAGUGUGCAGGGCUGA
Molecule: messenger RNA, 1875 nt
Organism: Fusarium redolens
Lineage: Eukaryota; Fungi; Ascomycota; Sordariomycetes; Hypocreales; Nectriaceae
Product: tyrosyl-DNA phosphodiesterase-domain-containing protein
Exons: 9
Coding region: 1-1875 (624 amino acids)
Biological process (GO): single strand break repair; double-strand break repair
Cellular component (GO): nucleus
Molecular function (GO): single-stranded DNA binding; double-stranded DNA binding; 3'-tyrosyl-DNA phosphodiesterase activity
Source: RefSeq, a predicted model, not a curated record